Desarmillaria tabescens is the source of this 1458-nucleotide messenger RNA. RefSeq lists its product as uncharacterized. The transcript has 5 exons. Lineage: Eukaryota; Fungi; Basidiomycota; Agaricomycetes; Agaricales; Physalacriaceae. The record is from RefSeq and is a predicted model, not a curated record. Bases 1 to 1458 code for a protein of 485 amino acids.
AUGUGCAAACUUUUCAUCGAAGAAGUGCUCGGAUGUUCACCAUUGAACAAUCGUAGAGGCCUAUAUGGUGAUACUAAUGCCUAUUAUGGAAUGGUGGAGCAGCAAGGCAGAUUAGCUUUACAUCUUCAUAUGUUAAUAUGGAUAAGAGGCGUCCUUAGUCCUCAGGAAGUUCAAGAUAACAUACUGAACCCUGAAUCGAACUUUCAAAAGAGAAUAGUGCAAUGGUUGGAAGGAUGCCAUAUGGGUGAAUUCUUCAACGGUAAGCAAUCAGAGAUUUAUGAAAGAAUGAAGAAAAACGAGACAAUACCUGAUCACGAGGAUUGUUCCACAUGUGAUGACAUUAGAAUAUGGAAUACUAAAUACAGAGAAAUGGUAGAUGAUUUGAUAAUUAGAUCUAAUGUCCACGAUUGCGAGAAAUACCUAAAUAAAGAUGGAUGCAGAGAAAACAAAUACAACAAAUGUAAGGCUAGAUUCCCUAGACCCACAUUUACAGAAAUGCAAAUUGAUACUGACACGGGAGCGAUCCGACUAAAAAAGGAGGAAGCAUGGAUAAAUAUGUUUACAUCAGCUCUGACCUAUGUCAUGCGUUGCAACACGGAUGUCACUAGUUUGUCUUCCAGAACAGCAAUCAAAGCAGUUGUGCUGUAUAUAUCCAACUAUAUAACCAAGACGCCGUUGAAGACACAUGUCAUAUUUGAAGUCAUUAGAGAGAUGUUUGACAAAAGAAGAAUAGUAAACUUGUUGGUAGUCAAGCUCGAGAUGGGAGCGCCGAUACUUGCAAUGUAUCUAAUGGGCCAACCAGACCAUUAUACGGACCAUAAAUUCAAAAACCUAUACUGGAAGAGCUACGUUAUUGAAGCCAAGCAACCAUGGCUUGAUGAUAACGAAAAAGAAGCAGGCCAUAAGGUGACACUGAUGCGUCACCACGGCCGAGUCAUUGGUGUAUCUCCCGUUAUAGAUUAUAUGUACAGACCGCUGGAGCUUGAGAACGUUAAUGUAUGUGAUUGGGCUACUAUCGCAAGGAGGAUAAAAAUCCCAAAAUCAAAACAGAGACAUAAUAAUACUGGCAUAAUUGAUGAACAACAAGAUACAACAGAUGAUAGACCAAAAGGAGGACUAUCAUUUAUAGAUGGCCAUCCACUCAAAGAUACCCAUUACCUGGUCGUAGACGACGCAGAUGAAUAUACUAUUCCAAACUUCAUAGGAGAAACUAUACCUCGCAAAGAUAAUGGUGAUAGAGACGAUUAUUGCAUGACGAUGUUAACUCUGUUCAAACCAUGGAGGAUGGGACUAGAUCUGAAACAACAAGGAGAAGGUUGGCAUGACGCUUUCCAAAGGCAUAAAUUCACGGAAAAACAGUUAAGAUUAAUGAAAAAUUUCAACCUGAAGUAUGAAUGCCUGGAUGAACGUGAUGAUUACCAUGCCCAGUUGAGAAGCUGGUCCUACCUUAGUACCUAG